GGAGGUCGACGUCCUGUGGAGCCUGAAGUCGGGCGCGCCGGCGGAAAGCUCUGCCGAGGAGCCGCUUGUGUGCUCGGAAUUUAUCGUGGCGAUAGGACACAACGCCGCAGCAUUCCUGUCUUCUUUUAUUCUGGAUUCUGUGUGUUGGGAAGUAGUUGGGGUUGUAAAGCUGUGGAAUGAGUGGUGUCGAACAUCCAACACAACAAAUGUCCUCCCGACAGAUUCCUUCUGUUUGUUCUACCGAUUAAUAUCAGAUCCAACAGUUUUAUUGUGCCAGUGUAGUUGCUACGUUGCUGAGGAUCAACAGUUCCAGUGGCUUGAAAAGGUUUUUGGCCAUAUGCGAAAGGAGGGUUUGCAAGUAACCGUUCUUUCAACGUGUCCUGUAGCUGAUUACAAAACUCAGGAAUCCACUUUAACACUUCCAUCUCCAUUUCUGAGAGCCUUGAAGACAAAAGAAUUCAAAGAGCAGGCCUGCUGCCCACUGCUGGAACAACCUAAUAUUGUGCGAGAUCUUCCUGCUGCUGUUCUGAGUUACUGUCAAGUCUGGCAGAUUCCUGCAGUGUUGUAUCAGUGCUACACCGAUGUCAUCAAACUGGACACGGUUACAGUUGAAGCAUUCAAACCUCUGCUUUCUUCUAAAGUCCUUAAGAAUUUAGUAAAGGAUGUAUCUGAAAGCACAAAGAUAUUGAAGAAGUUACUGACAACCAAUGAAACUCACAAUAACAUCUAUAUCUAAAGAGGACACUUACGAUGCAGACUGCACUUUCGUAAAUUCCAGUUUCUUCUGUAGAGGACAUUUUGGGAUUGUAGUUGUUUCCUUAAAAGUGGAAUAAAUUCCAGUAGAUUUUUACUUCUG
Molecule: messenger RNA, 856 nt
Organism: Antrostomus carolinensis (chuck-will's-widow)
Lineage: Eukaryota; Metazoa; Chordata; Aves; Caprimulgiformes; Caprimulgidae
Gene: PSMG1
Product: proteasome assembly chaperone 1
Exons: 6
Biological process (GO): proteasome core complex assembly
Cellular component (GO): endoplasmic reticulum
Molecular function (GO): proteasome binding
Source: RefSeq, a predicted model, not a curated record